AAUACACAGACAGACUCAAACUUCCAAUCCAUCCAGACAACUUAAGAAGAAAAAAGCUGUAAAUUGUAUCUCUCAGUAAUAUCCGAAAUGGAACACGGAACUAGGGAUAUUAAAUCGUCUACUUUCUGUUUAACUGAUGAGGAUCAUACUCUCGCUAAUGCUCUUAGAUUCACACUGAAUCAAGAUCCAAGGGUAGUAUUCUGUGGGUACAGCAUUCCCCAUCCAUCAGAUGCGCAAGUUAACAUAAGAGUUCAGACAACAGGUGCUCAUGCAGGCCUUGUGCUGAAAGAUGCACUUCAGAAUCUAAGGGCUAUGUGCCAACACAUUAGGAGCACUAUGGACGGAGCUGUUAAAGAAUAUAAAGAGAAUCCCCCUGUUGAAGCCAUGGAAACUGAAGAAACUGAAGAAUGAUUACCAAAAAGAUGUUGACCUGUUAUUAUGUAUGAUUAGUUUGUUUUUUUAUUACAAGCUCAAACUUAAAAUCCUUCUAGCAAGUAAAAUGUGCCAUUUUGCAUAGUUCUUUUAUAUCUGGUUUUACGCGCAGCUGAGGCAGGGGCUUUGUUGCAUGUUUGUGAUCUUUUACACAUGUGAACCGCAGUUCUUCUAUCCUUUGUUUCCCUAGAAGCUCGAAAGCAGUGUAUUUUGAGCAUGAACUGAGAAAUUUUAAUGUCAAACCCAUGAUAUUCUGGUUAAAA
Molecule: messenger RNA, 695 nt
Organism: Papaver somniferum (opium poppy)
Lineage: Eukaryota; Viridiplantae; Streptophyta; Magnoliopsida; Ranunculales; Papaveraceae
Product: DNA-directed RNA polymerases I and III subunit RPAC2-like
Exons: 4
Coding region: 88-411 (107 amino acids)
Biological process (GO): DNA-templated transcription
Cellular component (GO): RNA polymerase III complex; RNA polymerase I complex
Molecular function (GO): DNA-directed RNA polymerase activity; protein dimerization activity; DNA binding
Source: RefSeq, a predicted model, not a curated record